AAGGGGGCCCGCUCUCCGGCCAUGCGGCGGGGCGAGGUCCCCACGUGGCACCUCCUGAGGGGGCUCGCGUGAUGGAAGAAAAUACGAGUCCGGCAACUACACUUAUCAGCAGCUCUGUGGCGGGGCACGACUGCUGUGGAGGCCUCGGCAAUAUCGACCUCAGGCAGGCAAAUUUCUUCGUUAUGAGCUGGCUGCUGGGAUACGUGGACCCCACAGAGCCCAGCUUUGUGGCAGCUGUGCUCACCAUUGUGUUCAACCCACUCUUCUGGAAUGUGGUAGCAAGGUGGGAGCAGAGAACUCGCAAGUUGAGCAGAGCCUUCGGGUCCCCCUACCUAGCCUGCUAUUCCCUGGGCAGCAUCAUCCUGCUUCUGAACAUCCUCCGCUCCCACUGCUUCACACAGGCCAUGAUGAGCCAGCCCAAGAUGGAGAGCCUGGAUAACCACGCCACCUACUUCCUGGGCCUUGCACUCCUGGGCUGGGGACUCGUGUUUGUGCUGUCCAGCUUCUAUGCACUGGGGUUCACUGGGACCUUUCUAGGUGACUACUUUGGGAUCCUCAAGGAGUCCAGAGUGAGCUCGUUCCCCUUCAGCGUGCUGGACAACCCCAUGUACUGGGGGAGCACAGCCAACUACCUAGGCUGGGCGCUUAUGCACGCCAGUCCCACAGGCCUGCUGUUGACGGUGCUGGUGGCACUUGUCUACGUGGUUGCUCUCCUGUAUGAAGAGCCCUUCACUGCUGAAAUCUACCGACAGAAAGCCUCCAGGUUGCACAAAAGGAGCUGACAGGGCCAUGAGGGAUCUUUGCAAAGCCGAACUGGCCUCCCGGCUGCCCCAAGCAACAACCCUUCUUGCGGAGAGCAGCACUGGCCACUGUACCUGUGCCUUGGAAACCAGUCAUGGGGGCCUCAGGCAUUCUGCUGUGUGACUGCUGAGGCCCCCAUCCCCACCAUGCCCCAACACACUAAUAAAGGCAUUGUGACCUCAGCA
Grammomys surdaster is the source of this 986-nucleotide messenger RNA. RefSeq names its product phosphatidylethanolamine N-methyltransferase (gene Pemt). Gene Ontology annotation, biological process: phosphatidylcholine biosynthetic process. Lineage: Eukaryota; Metazoa; Chordata; Mammalia; Rodentia; Muridae. The record is from RefSeq and is a predicted model, not a curated record. Bases 72 to 782 code for a protein of 236 amino acids. Gene Ontology annotation, molecular function: phosphatidylethanolamine N-methyltransferase activity. The transcript has 7 exons.